AUGCACAGUUUUUCCAAAGUCAUAGUGCUGGCCCUGGCUAUCUUACAUGUGGCAGGCCGUAAGCUGGAUGACGUACCACAAGAUCCCUCUUCAAUCGACGAAGCGAGUGCCAUAAUCCACAGCUUUGGUUAUUCUGGAGAUGCACGAAAUGAGAAUGAAGACGCAAGGAACAAAAUACCCCUUGUAGAGCGCUGGCGACAAUGGGUUCGAAGGCAAGAUACGACCGAGACUUCGGGCGAUCAAACGACUACAGAGGAGAAAUCUGCAACGCAACAGACCACAGAAAAAGAGACGACCACCGAAGACAAGCCAACGACGACAGAUGAGCCUCAAUCUACGACUGAAGAGCCAACAACUGAAGAACCCACCACUGAGCCAUCAUCUACACAAGAGCCUACAUCAUCAACAGCGCAAUCUACAUCCACAGAAACAUCCACAGAAACAUCCACCGACCCAACCUCCACCACAAGCACCACCCUAGCUUCAACAAAAGUCGGCGCAUCCUGCUACAGCACCACCGUCUCCACAACCGUAGUCUGCACCAUCACCACCGCCGGCCGAACCGAAAGCGCAUCCUGCAUCACCAACAGGAUGACCUCGAGCACCUGCGCGCCGGGCCUAUUCUGCGAGAUCCAUCCAGACUCUGGCGCUACGGUCUGCAUGGAGCAGCACAACGAUAUUGGCACUGAAGGGAUUGUCGUGGCGGCUUUCUUUGGCGUGUGUAUUGCUGGGUGUAUAGCUGUGAUGGUGGGUAUGUGUCUGCGGGAUAAGCGUGCGCAGAAGAAGUUUGAGACUUUGAAGAGAGCUAGGACGCUGAGGACGGCGAAGAGAGAGGAACGUGCGAGACUUAUGGCUGGUGGUGGCCAAUAG
This is a messenger RNA of Fusarium sp. VM40, 870 nucleotides long. The record is from the annotation of a GenBank genome assembly. NCBI's taxonomy places the organism in Eukaryota, Fungi, Ascomycota, Sordariomycetes, Hypocreales, Nectriaceae.